GUGAUUUUUUGUUAUAUUAUCGAGAUAUUUUUAAAAUCUCGGCGAUAUUUGUUGCACGCUCCCCUCACAACGUUCCACGCUAAAUUCCAUGGGGCUUUGAAUUUGAAUCCCUCUCCCUACCUCCCAAACAUGCCCAUCUCCUGCCAAAAUCACAUCAAACUUCCAUUAAAUUACCAUUAUUGCCAUUGUUAUGUUGAGAAGAUCUCUCUCUCUUUCUUCGAUACCAUCCUUUUCUUUUCUCAAAUCCACCCAAAAAAUCCCCAAAUGGAUUCACAAUCUCUCUCUCCUCAAUCCCCAAAAGCAGCAUCACUGCAAAAAUACCACUUGUUAUAAAGAGGCAAGAGUAUCUGAUAUCUUAGAAAUAGUAGGCCCUUUGGACAAUCUUACCCCUCCUAAGUACCCCUAUUUCCACGUGGGUCUUUUGAGAAAAUGCAUCAAAUCCAAUGAUUUUUUUACGGGUAGGUUGGUCCAUGUUCAUUUGAUGAAAUUGGGAUAUGAUUCAGAUUGUAUGAUUUCAAAUUUGUUGUUGGAUAUGUAUGUUAAAGUGGGGUCUUUGGGUGAUUCCAUCCAACUGUUUGAUGAAAUGCCUGAGAGAGAUUUGGUAUCUUGGUGUACUUUAAUUUCUGGACAUGUUAGCUAUGGUUUUGAUUUCGAAGCACUCGGGUGGUUCAAGAGUAUGCAGGAGGAUGGGUUGAAGCCGAACGAGUUUGUUAUUGCAUCCAUUCUGAAGGCAUGUUCAGGCUCUGGGGUUGUAGAACUUGGCAUCCAAAUUCAUGGAUCGAGUAUGAAAAAUGGGUUCUGUUUUGAUGAGUUUGUAGAGAUUGGGAUGCUCGAUAUGUAUGCGAAAUGUGGGUUUUUAUCUGAAGCGCAUAAACUGUUUAAUGAAAUGGUGGUAAAGAAUUCCAUCUCUUGGAAUGUAUUGAUUUCAGGGUAUUCACGAAAUGGGUCUUUUCGGGAGGCGGUGGGGCUUUGCCGAGUGAUGUGUCGGACAGGUUUGGUGAUGGAUUUGGUGACAAUGAGACUAGUCAUGAGUGCAGGAACUGCUCUAGAGUCUUUAGACUUUUGUAAAAAUCUUCAUGUUUAUUCAAUUAAAAUUGGGUUGGAUGUUGAUAAUGUUGUGUUGGCGGAGCUGCUACGAACAGUGGCUAAGCUUGGGGAUGUAAUCUAUAUGCACAAGCUUUUCAAUACCUUUAGAAAACCCAAUGCAGCUUUGUUUUCUAUAAUUAUAUCCGGAUGUCAUCUACAUGGUCAGAGAGAAGAAGCUUUGAAACUUGUGGAACAACUUCUAGUUUCCGGUUUGGGGUUGAGUCAAGGAGCUCUAGUCGGUAUCCUCAAUUUGUGUUUAUAUGAAGAAGAGGGUGCACAAAUCCAUGCCUGUAUCCUGAAAAAUGGUUUUGAGCCGCAUCUUUCUAUCGGCAAUGCUUUGAUGUCCAUGUACAUACGAUGUGGAAAAAUGGAGGAUGCAAAUGUAACAUUUCUUAAGAUGUCAGUACAUGAUCUAGUUUCUUGGACUACUAUUAUGGCCGGCCAUGUUCAGAACUUGCAAUACGGAGAAGCACUUGAGCUGUUCCGUGUUUUUAGAAAAACAGGAAUGGUUUUUGAUCGGUAUACUGUGGCCACUGUGAUCAAUGCCUGCACAGGUCUUCAGGCUAUUGAUCAAGGCAAGCAGAUCCAUGCUUUGGCUUUGAAACUCGGGAUUGAAUUCUGUGACUUUCUGAUGACAUCUCUUCUUCAUAUGUAUUCAAAAUGCAGGUGGAUUGAAGACGCAGCUGUAUUGUUCUCCUCCAUGUCAGCCCCUCAUAGUUUGGUUUCAAUAAAUGUCAUGCUUGCCGGGUAUUGCUGGAAUUUGCAUGCUGGGAAGGCUCUGGAGCUCUUUGGUAAGGAGUACCAAAUGGGGCUAGUGCCUGAUCAGUUCAGCUUUUGUACUGUGCUUGGUGCAUGUGCUGAUCUGAGGUCCAUUGAGGUGGGUGAGCAGAUCCAUUCUUGUAUCACCAAGAGUGGUUUUGGAUUUUCUGACAUUGUUGUCGGAAAUGCAAUUACAAAACUCUAUGUUAAAUGUGGAAGCUUAGAUAGUGCUAAGAGAUCUUUUUCCAUCUUGAAAAGACGGGAUGCGAAUUCAUAUGCUAUAUUAAUAUCGGGUUAUCUGCUGAAUAAAAAUAGCCAAGAGGCUUUGAGAUUGUUCUGUCAGAUGCAUCGAAGUGGGGUGCAUUCAAAUCCAGUUGUUUUUGCUGUUAUUCUUAGAGGCUGUGCUGAUUUAGCAGCUAUCAGUCCAGGGAAACAGAUACAUGCCUUGGUUUUAAAGAUGGGUAUGAUUUUGAAUAUUUAUAUAGGCAACACAAUGGUAAGCAUGUAUGCUAAAUCUUCAUACAUGGAUGAAGCAAGGAAAAUUUUUGAUGAGAUGUUAAUACGAGAUGAUGUAUUGUGGAAUGCCAUGAUCACCGGGUAUUCACAGGUUGGAAGCAGAGAUGGGGCAUUCGAGCUGUUUGAAUUGAUGAAGCAGGAGGAAGUGAAUCGAGAUUAUUUCAGUUAUGUGGGUAUUUUAAGCGCCUGUGCAGGUUCUGCCGCUCUGAUGCAGGGGAUGUGCAUUCAUGCCCAUAUAGUUCGGAGUGGACUUGAAUCUGAUGUCUCUGUAGGAAAUUCUCUGGUAGAUAUGUAUGCCAAAUGUGGGAGCAUAAGAGACUCUUCGAAAGUUUUUGACACAAUGGUGAUACGAGAUGUGGUGUCAUGGAAUGCCAUGGUGUCUGGCUAUGCACAACAUGGAUGUGCAAACAAGGCAUUGGAAUUGUUUGAGCAGAUGCAGAGAGAAGGAAUACAGCCAGACCAUAUCACAUACAUUGCUGUUCUUUCAGCUUGUAGUCAUGUUGGUUUGGUUGACAAAGGGAUUCUCCAUUUCAAGUCAAUGACAGAAGAUCAUGGAGUGGUGGCAAUGGAAGAGCAUUAUGCCUGCAUGGUUGAUAUACUUGGCCGUGCUGGGCGAUUGGAUGAAGCUAACGGAUUUAUUAAUAAAAUGCCAGUUGAGCCCAGUGGGUUGAUGUGGAGAACUUUGUUGGCUGCUUGCAAAAGCCAUGGAAAUGUGGAGUUGGGAGCAAAGGCAGCAUGGAAGAUUCUUGACGGGGAGACAAAUGAUUCUGCAGCCCAUGUUUUGCUGUCAAAUAUAUAUGCUAUGUAUGGGAGAUGGGUCGAUGUAGAGAUGGUUAGGAAUGGGAUGCGAGGUAAGGGAGUGAAGAAAGACCCUGGUUGUAGCUGGAUAGAGAUAAAAGAUGGAAUGGAGGUUUUUCUUGUUGGGGGAGGGAGAAGUGGAAAUCCUUCCCAAAUUUUGAUGCAAUCUAAGAAGCCUCUGCUUUCUUUUGAUUCACAUUCUGGAGACUGGGGAUAGGGCUGUUUGGGCUGUUGUAUCAGUCAGAAGUUCAGAUGGUUCCUGCAAGACUAAUUGCUUGCAAUUGCAAAUUGGCCAUUACAUUGCAAGUCCAACAGAAUACACGAAUGGAAAAACAGGGGGUCGUGCUUUUGAGGACCUCCGGUGUUUGACACUUCCAAUCUGUCUGUCCAAAUUAUGUCAUCUACAAUGUUUUCUCACUGUACAUAUUUCAUUGGAUGAGUUUACUACACCUAAACAUGGGAAUGAUUUAUUGUACUACUAGAAGUCUUGGACUAGAAGUUUGUCAGAGCUGUAAACUUUACAUUCCUUUAUGUCCAAGGAAUAAAGGAACUAAUUAGCAAGGUACUAAUAUUCUUGCCUGUGGAUAUUACAGGGCAAAGAAGCAAAUGAUAGAAGCAAAUGUAUUUGUUAGAUGAAGCCAACUGGCUAUGCUUGAAAUGAUGUAUCUUCAGCUAGAAAAUUUCACAGCCAGUUCCUAAAGAUGUCAAACAACUCAUUCAUGAGGAUGGACUGCCAAUAUAGAAUUUACGGCCCAGGGCAGGCAAUGGCCUCAGCUAAGAGCUGUUAUAAGCAAUGCUAUCACGACUGCAGGGCCGGUGGUGGGUCGAAGUUUGUGUGUGGCUUGCGUUGUUUUCUUAAGUGCUAUGAUCAAUCUGAAUCAAAAGACCAUUUC
Molecule: messenger RNA, 4052 nt
Organism: Magnolia sinica
Lineage: Eukaryota; Viridiplantae; Streptophyta; Magnoliopsida; Magnoliales; Magnoliaceae
Product: pentatricopeptide repeat-containing protein At4g39530-like
Exons: 4
Coding region: 191-3376 (1061 amino acids)
Biological process (GO): RNA modification
Molecular function (GO): RNA binding; protein binding
Source: RefSeq, a predicted model, not a curated record